Messenger RNA from Cotesia congregata, 765 nucleotides. Lineage: Eukaryota; Metazoa; Arthropoda; Insecta; Hymenoptera; Braconidae. The record is from the annotation of a GenBank genome assembly.
GCUAGAGCUUUUCUCAGCUGGCUUUGGCAGAAAGUCCUUAAUGAGAAUGGACAGACUCACACUAACAUUCGUCAGGUUUCUAUUUGUUAUAUUGAAAGUUUACUGGCUCGAGGAAAUUUUAUUACUUUUAGUUUGCUCACGGAUUAUAUUAAAAAAAUGUCUGUUUGGAUAAAUGAGUACAUUAAAUCGCACAAUAAGCCUGAACAUGCCUACUGUGAUGUUAGUGCACACGCAGUUUUUUACUCAAUGUGUAAAGCUGUUUUUUAUGUAGUAGCUUUUAAAAGUCGAGAUCUUACUUCCACACAAGAAAAUCUUAAAUUCCUCGAAAAUCUCGGCCUAGGAAACAUGGUAACCUGCAACUUGAACCCUCUCCGCGCCUGCGAUGCAAGGUUUGUCCAGCGGUUUGCAGACGUAAUGCGAGACUACGAAAUAGUCUACUGCCACUCUAAAAUAAACGACAACUUGCGGAAUAACUUGCCAGUGAUACAGACUACGAAAAAGUUCAUAAAACAACUGGAGGUAUUUUACCCCUUCGACGCUUACGUAUUGCUCCAGAGCUCGGAGAAGAUAAAGCCAAUUUAUCAAGAGUACCAAGCUGCAAAUCCUGCGUUAAGGUCUAAAGAAAUUUUAAACACCGAGAACAGCAAUAUGGAGAACGACGAGGACGACUACAUGGAUGACUUUGGGACGCCGCAUCCUGAAGACUCAGUUAUUAACCCCUUAAUGGAGCAAUGCUCUUCACCUCCUAAUUUUAUGGAGACUUGA